Linum trigynum is the source of this 2302-nucleotide messenger RNA. The record is from the annotation of a GenBank genome assembly. NCBI's taxonomy places the organism in Eukaryota, Viridiplantae, Streptophyta, Magnoliopsida, Malpighiales, Linaceae.
CGCUCUCUCCUUCACUCUCUGCUAUCGCCUCUGCAGCUCCAUUUCGGUUUCUAGUUCUCCAGAAACCCUAAUUUCCCCCCCCGCAACACAACCAUGGCUGACAGAGCUCCGGGAGACAGACCACCGCGCAGAGGCUUCGGAGACCGCGGACGUGGCGACAGAGGCAGGGGCCGCCGACGCGGGCGUCGCGAUGAGGAAGAGAAGUGGGUUCCGGUCACCAAGCUCGGCCGGCUCGUGAGGGAGGGCAAAAUCAAAUCCCUGGAGCAAAUCUAUCUCCACUCGCUGCCGAUCAAGGAGUACCAGAUCAUCGACACUCUCGUCGGUCCUGGAGUGCUGAAGGAUGAGGUCAUGAAGAUCUCCCCUGUCCAGAAGCAGACUCGCGCCGGUCAGAGGACCAGGUUCAAGGCCUUUGUCGUCGUCGGCGACGGGAACGGCCAUGUGGGGCUGGGCGUGAAGUGCUCGAAGGAGGUUGCUACUGCUAUUCGUGGCGCCAUCAUUCUGGCUAAGCUGUCUGUGAUCCCGGUGAGGAGGGGUUACUGGGGGAACAAGAUCGGGUUGCCUCAUACUGUGCCGUGCAAGGUGACCGGGAAGUGUGGUUCCGUCACCGUGAGGAUGGUUCCGGCUCCUCGUGGCGCUGGGAUUGUGGCUGCUAGGGUGCCGAAGAAGGUUCUGCAGUUUGCUGGGAUUGAGGAUGUGUUUACUUCCUCCCGUGGGUCUACCAAGACUCUUGGCAACUUCGUCAAGGCCACAUUCGACUGCCUGUUGAAGACCUAUGGUUUCUUGACACCUGAUUUCUGGAAGGAUACCCGUUUCACCAAGUCACCAUUCCAAGAGUUCACUGAUCUCUUGGGAAAGCCAACCAAGGCACUCAUCCUUGAGGAUGUCGUACCAGAAGCUUGAUUCUUCUUCGUAUGAUCGAGCAAAGACAGUAGUAGCUGAAUGUUUAGAUUUUGUCUUGAGAACUCCAAUCUUGUUAUCACUUUGGUUUUGUUCUUCAUUUGGCCAUGACAUGAUUUUUGCAAUACUUUUUUGAGACUCUUGUGUUAAAUGGCGACCUUAUUUCAGUAAAUUUAAGGCUUUGUUCUGCAUUUACUCUUUGUUUAAGCAUACUAUCCUAUUAUGGUUCCUACUUGAUUAUGUCUAUGUUCAUAAUGUAUGUAUAUGGUGUUCAUUUCGUAGGCCUGGGUCCAAGCUUGCAUGUCAUGAAAUGUGUAGAAGUAGAAAAAAGAAUGUAUGAAUUUAACAUGAAACUAGGUUGGACUGAAUGCUCGAAAUAUGUAUGAUUCAAAAGGAUUUCAACUACUUCCAAGUUGCAACCCUCAUGAUUUCAGCUCUUCACAAUCUGUAUGUGUUGCUAAUGUAUAAUUCCUAUAUAUUAGAGAUCAUUUAUGAAGUGUUAACUUGGUUAGUAGUAUGUGGUUAAGCCCAAAAGACUUUCAAAGCAUAAGAAAAGAAAAGUAAAGAGAAUCAAGGAAGUACAUUGUCAAAUCUUAUUCUCCAAAAUGUGCUGAUAAGAUAUUGGAGAAAACUAAUUAUUAAUAUUGAGAUAUUUAUUCUAGCAAAAAAUUGCCUUUUCCUCAUAAAAUUAUCAUAAUUGGUUCAAUAAUUUCAAUAUGGGCAGCCAUGCCAAUCGAAUUGGCAAGUUUAGGUGAGUAAAUAAUAAUAAACUAAGAGUGCGUGAAAAUAGAAUAUCUAUUGAGAUUUAACAUCUUUACCUCUAAUAUAGGUUCUGCAACUAUUUUUCAACAUCAAAAUUUCGCUUGACAAUAUUGUAGCUGUCAAUCCUUAUUCUCGUACCGAUUAACCAAAACGACCAUCAUUAGGUGGCUAAUAGUGAAUAAACUCUUCUCCGUCUAAGUUGUCCCUGCCCAUUAGCUCUACUAAUCAAUUUUAUAUCCCAAAAACUUCAAAAGUGCAUAAGAAGGGUCCUAAUUAAGAAGCCUCAUCUAUUACCCUCGUUGUCAGAGCUCAAAAGGUCCGAACGAUAUUGCAAAUAGAAAGGAUGAAAAGACAAUAGUCAUAUGAAUAUUAUUAUUAAGAAUACCACUAAAAUCAUUUAUUAGACUCCAUCAAUCCCUAAUUCUUCAAAAGCUUUAAAGCAACAAAAAGUUGUAAUUAAACAUUACUAAAACUAGAAUCCAUAUAUCUUACAAAGAAAGAGUCACAUGUGAGUCCAACAUGUGGAUGCACGAAGGUUAGGCUUGAGAAAAAAAAUUAUCGAAUCCCAAGUGAUAAUUUCAGCUUUGAGGGGAAAUACGUAAGGAGCAUAUGUACAAAAAUCAAAUGAAUAUUCAGAAUAUGA